AUGGAACCCUUGUGGGCAAUGCUGGGCACCGCUGCCCUCCUUUCCCUCUUGCUGCUGCUCUUUGCCGCGCGCCUCUUCCAGACGAGGCGAGCGCGCGUCCCACCUAACGCGGCCGUCAGCCUCUUGGUGGUGGCCGGUUCUGGAGGGCACACAACAGAAAUCUUGAGGUUACUUAGUAGCCUCUCCCAGACAUACUCUCCUAGACAUUAUGUUUUGGCUGAUUCAGAUAAGAUGAGUGAAGAAAAAAUCCGUUCUUUUGAACAAAAAAGAGCUGAAGUGUUCUCCAAUUCCUUGUUCACCCUCCACCGCAUUCCCAGAAGUCGAGAGGUCCGUCAGUCAUGGAGCUCUUCAGUGCUAACAACCCUGCGGUCCAUGUUUUAUUCUUUGCCUUUGGCCUUCAGACUCAAGCCAGAUUUGGUGCUGUGUAAUGGCCCAGGCACAUGUGUACCCAUAUGUGUAUCUUCCCUUCUACUCAGGAUGUUGGGACUAAAGAGAGUAACUAUUGUGUAUGUCGAGAGCAUCUGCCGAGUGGAAAACCUGUCCCUGUCUGGGAAGAUUCUUUACCGCUUUUCAGAUUACUUCAUCGUUCAGUGGCCUGCUCUGAAAGAAAAAUAUCCCAAGUCUCUUUAUCUUGGACGAAUAGUGUGACAACAGAGGACAAAGUCAACUGGUGCUAGAACCGCCUCCAAACUUUGAAGGUCUUUGAAUUUCUUUCCAGCAGCAGUUCCUGGUUCACAAGUUUGCACAAAUUGAGCAAGACUCAGUAGGGGAUUCCUAAAUAAAAUGGGAUGUACCUUUGUCCCACCCAAGAUUGCAAAGCUUGUGUUCCGUUCCCCAUUCCAUCAGGAACCUGCCAUACCUCCCUUGUCUCGUUUUGCUUCCCUAGACCCUUCCCCUUGAUCCUCUUCCCAUGAGUAGAGACCUUUUCUAAUGGGACAGGGAAUAAGUAAACUGAGAAAUAUGGCAUGGGGAAAGGAAUAUCAGUGAGUGUGAAAUCGGAUCGUUAUUACUCCAUCAAAGUACAUGACGCAGUACAGACGAGCAUAAGUAAAAUCAUCAAAAGACAUGUCCCUCUGCCAAGCUUCUAUGAGACACUGGCUCAGUUCAGACAACAUGUUUCUCAAAGGUGGUUUUAGAACUCCACAAUGGAGUUUUUACACCACCGUUGAGAAAUGUGAUGUCUGGCGGGAAAACUCCACCCCACACUGAAUAUCCAUGCUGCACAGAGGAGAGUUCCUGCACAACUGUUGUGUUACAUAUUGUGUGGAGGGCUCCAUAGAGUUUUUCGUUGUGUUGUGUUGACUUUUCCCACUGGCUACAGAGUUCCCUAGCAAGAGCAGCGAAAGGAGCGAGAGAGCCUCUAGGAGAACUGCCGGGAUUUGUUUUUCCAGCAACGGCUGAUAGGACACCAUCAGGAGGACCAGGGGAAGAGAGAGGAUGGAGGAACUGUCAAUCAAACGUCACAGUGAAUUUUACUCAACUCCACAGUAGCCCACAGUCACACAACAGUGGAGUUAGAAUAUGUUGUGUGGGGAGUACCUCUUGAAAACUCAACUGUUGUGGAGUUUUCACACUGUGUUGACAUGUCUGAUCUGAGCCAUCAGCAGUUAUUUCUUUUCUUUUUUUCUUUUAUUAUUUUGGCUUUCCUUUUUCCUUCCUGUGCUCUCUUUCUCACACGUGCCUUAUCUCUCUCUCUCUCUCUCUCUCUCUCUCUCUCUCUCUCUCUCUCUCUCUCUCUCUCUCUCUCUCUCUCUCUGUUCAAAGGUAACAUUCAGUUCAAAGACGGAAAUGAGGCUUACAUAUUUGAUGUGGACCUAUACCUAAAGUACCACCCUGGAAUCAGGGAAUUAGAGCUUGCGCCUUCCCACAGCCCCUUUCCUAAUGAUACAAAUUGUUCACCCGUCUCUCUAACAGCUAAGGACAGGGAAAUUGAGUGGGCACAAAGUAGAUCUUUUGAUGGUUUGGAUUUCAAUGCCCAGCAUCCCUGACAAUUGGCCAUGUUAGGAGGGGUUUCUGGGAGUUGAAGUCUAAAACGUCUGGAGAUCUACCUUCUGCCCACCCGAAGUGUAAUAAGUAAAUACAUGGAGAAAUUCCACUGGGAAGAUGCUGGCCUUUGUCAGAUGUUACCUUCCACAGCCACUUCUGCCCUUCUGCUGUGUGGACCAAAUAACCAGUACUCUGGGCUGUAUUUACUUGUACACAGGCUCUCCCUGACCCAUCGCCCCUCUUCCAUAGAAGGGCUACGUUGCAUGUUGGGGUCCUGCAGUCUCACUUGAAAGGCCACUAGGGUGCCAUAGCAGCCCAGAGAGGAUGCUUAGUCAUGCCCCUAUAUUGUAAGAAACAAGUUUUUGCUCUGAUACAACAAUCCCUGUUUCCUGUAUGCAAGCAGUGAAAUCCCUGGUGAACAUUUUAAGCAUUUUAAGUUAGUAAACCGCCAUACUAACUUGGCUUUAUGACAGUUUUCACUCUGCAGCCUUUCCAAAACCCCAAAGCAUUACAUCCAGUAUCCUUUUUCCGUUUGGCCUGUCAGAGCUGGCCCUGUGAACUAGAGUUCACUUUCCAAAGCUUUGUGUUUAAUUGUUAAGAUAAAUAGAGAGGUAGCGGAUGUCACAAACAGAUGCAGCAUUUGUACACGAGAGAGACAGAUUUUUCCAUGUUGAGCAUUAAAUCUUUUUUUAAACUGUAUUCCGUUUCAGAGAACAAACUGUCAUUAGAAAGUGGUGAGAUCCUCUAGCACACUUUGCAAUCCCAUGUGUGAACGCUUAAAUGAACAUUAACAAUGCCAAAAGUAAAGUGGGAAGAAAUGAGACCAAAAAAUACACUUUUCUUAGUGAACUUGGGUUUUGUGUAUUUAGGUUUUUUGUGUUUAAAAGUUCAAGACAUGUUUAGUUAAUCUUGAAGCUCCCUCUCCCCUUAAAUGGGAAAUGGCAUUUAAUAUCAAACCCUAUUAGCAAAUAGAUUAGGUGGGAGACUGAAUUUCACACAUCUGUUGUAGCCCUUUGAGUUCAUCUGGCAAAUCCUAAUCCUAUACAUUGUUCAGUGUAUAAAGCAGUAUAAACACAUCUGCCAUCUGCAUGCACAGUUAUAUUGAUGAACACAUUUUGGCUGGAGAAAUACACACAUCGGAGAAAGGAAUAGAAAAGUGUCAAUGGUCUAUGUAUGUGAUGCAUAAAUCUAACACAAGGAAGUUAAGCUACAAGAGACUGAUAGCUUUUACUUUCUAUCACAAUUGUGAAAGUUUCAAUCAUUUGUUUUAGAGGGCGUAGAGUUUCCUAGAGCUGGCAGUGCCCACAGUUUGCUGAAUGGGGCAAAUAAAUUUGGUUUGGGUUUUUGCUUUUCUAGAAGAGAUGUUGCUGAAUUUUGGUACAAGGUUGCCAAGGGAAGGAACAUUAGCAGAAGGCAAUCCUUUCUUUGGUUGAAAAGUAUGUUUAAUAUCCCAUGAGGAUCUGGUUCAGAUUUUCUGAACAGCUCAGUUUUCAUUUCAGCAGAGAAACUGGAAAUCGGCAUAGCUGUGAUGACGCCAUAAAUCACAGCAUUUGGCUUGGCACAGACUUCUGAGGACUUGGGCUAAUAAUAAUAAUAAUAAUAAUAAUAAUAAUAAUAAUAAUAAUAAUAAUAAUACAUUUCUGGGCCACAUAGAGAAGGAGCGAGGCAGUUUCGAUGAACAGCUAAAAAUCCUCUAGGAGCCAAUUGUGUCAUCUUUCCAAGCGUUCCUAAUGUAGCGUGUAGUGCUAGGAGAGAAAUCCAUACACUAGAAAGUCUUUGACUCAAAUGUCACUUCAGCCAUAAAAUAAUUCAGUAUUGUUAGACAAGCCACUUGCUCGGCCCCAGCACCUGUAAUCUAGGUGUAAUGUCCUACCUUAUUGGGUGGUUGUAAGGAUUACUAAGAUAAUGAAUGUGAAAUACUUAGAGCAUGUAAGAAAUGGGUGUUUUACAUGCUAAGCAUCAUUCAUUGUUUACCAGUAUCCUGUGAUUCUUAUUCCCUUUUCUCCGGAUUAUGCCAGCCAUCCAGUCCAUAACAAACAAGCUGUAAUCCUAAACACACUUACUUGCAAGCACGUGCAAUUUGAAUCAAUGGGGCUUGCUUCCAAAUUAAGAUGCUUAGAUUUAGGGCAGGGCACGCAUUGAACAUCUCUCAGCCUGACCGCUGAAUUCCAUUUCAAAGAAGCUCUUGAGGAGGGGGUAUUAUUCCAGCCAAAUGCAAAAGGGCUGGAACCACAAUACCCCAAAACAGCAUCUUUUAGCUGAAAGCUCUUAUUGCCAGUAACUAAGCCAUAGGAGUUUAAUUUCAGUUUUUUUGGAAUGGGGGAAAAAUCCCAUUUCUGUUUUUUAGAAUAGGGGAAAGAGGUGGGAAUGGGGGAGUGGUGGGUCCUCCUGCGGAACCCCAGAGAGCUGUCUUGAAACCUCAGUAGGGCCAGUUUGACCCUAAGUCUCAGGUUCUGCAGCCUUGAUUUAGGGUGUGAUUUUAUGUUUUGAGUAAGGCAGCAAUAACCAACAAGAGAGUGCACAGAAUCUAAUUUAUGUAACACGCUGCCCAAUCCUGUGUCUAUAUAGAAGUAAGCAUUUGGGGGAUUAAAUGGAAAUGAUUCCCAAGAAAGUGUGAACAAACUCAAUGUUAUUCUGGUAACAGGUCAAAGAAUUUUUGGAUUUAGUGCAGAAUGAUAGGCACCUUACUAUAUACCAACAAUUUUAAGAUAAUACCAAAUGUUUAUCCCACCCUUCCUCCAAGAUUCUCAAACUAGCGGGCAUGGUUCUGCUCCCCCACCCAUUGCCAUUUAACUUCACAACAACCCUGUGAGGUAGGUUAGCCUGAGACAGAGUAACUAUCCCAAAGACACCCACUGAUCCUAAUGGCUGAGUAUUAAAAUCUCAGAUUUGAAAUAAGAUCUCUCCUGGUCUAAGUCUGAUCCUAAAAUGUAGAAUAUCAUCUCUCAAUAUUUUUCCUGGAUUAAACAAAACAACAAAAUUCUGUGCAAACAGAAUCUGUAAGACUCGUCUCAUCAAUAAAAUAUUCCCAACCAAGUUGAGCUAAUAGACCUCAGUUUGCCUCAUUGUGAGGGUUUGUCUGGUUCAUUUUUCUUUUCUUUUCGUUUCCAGUAAAUCUUUGUCCCUGUAUUCGCUGGGAAAUAAAUAUCAGAUAAGUUUUAUAAUUGCUCAGGCAAAUAUCCCCAACACACCAAGUCUCUUGUUGGAGUAUUAUAUCAAAGGAUCUGAGGUAGCUACUGAAGGUGGGAUCGUUUUUUUUUGUUGGCCCAUCCUGAGAUAUUCCAAGAGGCACAAUUUAUUGGGGUUCGGCCAGCUUUAUUUUGUCAGUAGGGACAAUCAGGUGUUAUCCUCUCUAUCAAAGGGUCCAUUUGUACAGAGCCAUUUGAAGAAAAGUGUACUUUUUGUAUUGGAUUUUCCUUUUGUUGGGGUUCUGACACUGGAAUCGCUGGAAUAUUGAUUUCGGCUACCACUAUUUUCUGAUUACUUUGUGGUAUCUGUUGGACGCGGCGGGUAUGUUAUUGUCUCAUCUGUUUGCGAAUGGCCCAUGCGGCUAAUAUGCAAUAAAGUUUAUUCUAUUUCAGAUAA
Molecule: messenger RNA, 5571 nt
Organism: Elgaria multicarinata webbii
Lineage: Eukaryota; Metazoa; Chordata; Lepidosauria; Squamata; Anguidae
Gene: ALG14
Product: ALG14 UDP-N-acetylglucosaminyltransferase subunit
Exons: 4
Coding region: 1-648 (215 amino acids)
Biological process (GO): dolichol-linked oligosaccharide biosynthetic process
Cellular component (GO): UDP-N-acetylglucosamine transferase complex
Molecular function (GO): N-acetylglucosaminyldiphosphodolichol N-acetylglucosaminyltransferase activity
Source: RefSeq, a predicted model, not a curated record